Oldenlandia corymbosa var. corymbosa is the source of this 2014-nucleotide messenger RNA. NCBI's taxonomy places the organism in Eukaryota, Viridiplantae, Streptophyta, Magnoliopsida, Gentianales, Rubiaceae. The record is from the annotation of a GenBank genome assembly.
AUUGAUGAUAAAUAUGGCUUUGCAAAAACUUCCAUUGAAGCGUUUUUUUUUCGGAUCCUCCUCCAUCUCCUUUCUUCAGUAGGUCUGCAUUUUUCAACUUCAUCGGUAAACACAUUGUUUCUUCUUCUUUUCUUUUUUUCUUCUUUUGCCGCCCAAAAAAAUAAAAAAUAAAAGAGAAACAAGCACCCAAAUAAACUACCAAAAAAGAGAAACCGCCAAAAAAAAAAAAAAAACAAAGUUGGAAAGAAACAAAGGUUUGUCAGCUGAAAAUGCUUUAAAUUUUUUGGGGAAGCGCAGAUCUGCUUUAACCAGUGAAAAAGAAGAUAUUUAUCUAGAGAUGGAAGCAUUACCAAGACAUGUUGCAUUUCAAUCAAAAUAUAAUUCAAAGUAUCUGAGCUUCAUCCCUAACAACAAAGAAGAGAUUCAAGGACUCUUGUGGUUCUCCAGUGAAAAAGUUGUGUCACCAUUCAACAAGUACAAAGUGGAGCGUGCAAAGAACACGAGGGGAUCGCUCGUCCAUAUAAAAUGUGUCUACAACAACAAAUACUGGCGUAGGGAAAACCCAAAUGUUUUGUGGAUUACAGCCACGGGUGAUGAGCCAAAUGAAAACCGUUGCGAUCAGUCAUGCACAUUGUUUGAGCCAGUUUAUGUGAAUGGAAAAGAUCCCACUGAAGGAGUAAGAUUUCGCCAUGUUCAGAGCAUGAACUAUGUGUGCUUAUGGCAUGCCGAAGAACCCCAUGCUUCCUGCUUACAUAUGGGCUUAGCUGAUCCUAACAGUGAAUUACGCGACGUGGUCAUUGUCAUUGAUUGGGACAACUUGGUGAUAUUGCCCAAACAUGUGACUUUCAAAGGCGAUAACGGUUUAUACCUUGAUGUAUUCACUGAAUCUGGAAAUGUAUACCAGAAGUUCUCAUCAAAUGACCCCGGAGCUCCAGGUGUUAGGUAUGAGGUGUUAACUACCAACAAUGGCACCGUCAUUAUCAAGUCUUCUCUUAAUGAAAAAUUCUGGAGAAUAGGCGCUUGGUUAUAUGUGGAUGGAAGUUUAGGGUUUAAGGUUGAUCAUUCAUCUCCCAUAGAUAACACCAAGGUUUCCAGUGACUUGUUGUAUAAGCCUAUUAAAGUUGGAGAUAAUAAGAUAGCUGUCCGCAGCAUACCUGCCAAUCGGUUUUGCAACCGAGUAGAGGGAACCCAAAACCGUUUGGAUGGAGUCGCAGCCACAAUUUCAAACGAUACUAUUUUUGAAGUGUCGGAAGCCAUUGUUUGGAGGGAAAUUUACAAUGUUGAGUAUAAUCUUCAGCACACAAGGAUCUAUAAACAGGCUCCCGUCAUAAUGAAAACCGUGUUUGUCGAGAAUAGUUCCUCAGAACCCAAAACCCAAGUGUUGACAUUCAGCGUCAUCAAGACUACAACCACCACCACCACUUGGAGGAACAAUGUUUCCUUAAAGUUAGGAGUUAAGGCGAAAUUCGAAGCGGGAAUUCCUAUAAUUGUGGAUGGAGAUGUUAUAAUAUCAAGUGAUGAGUUUAAUGGAAUGUACACGUGGGGUGAAGAUAAUGUGACGAUCCCAACACUGGAGAAUACAUGCACGGUUACAGUGCCGGAAAAGUCUAAGAUUAAAGUGAGCAUGUUGAAAACUAAGGUAUCGUGUGAAGUUCCUUUCUCAUACACUCAGCGUGAUAUGCUUAUUGAUGGGAAAUGCGUUACCUACGAAAUGGAUGAUGGUGUUUACACUUACAUCAAUUCUUCCAACGACUUCAGGAUUGAUAAAGCAGAACCGCUUCUGUUUACUCAUAUUUCUGUUAUAUGAGUAUCACAUAAACUGUUUAGGUUCUUAAUUACAACCAUCUAGCUUUACUUGGUGAUCCUCGUGAAGAUGGUUGUUUCCUUCUUUUGAGUUAUUUUUUUCUUGUUAUUUUAAUAAAAUGGAGGUCAUACAUGCUACUCAUGUAUCGUCCCCAUUGCAUAAACAAAUGUAUUAUUGUGGUAAAAAUUAUAUUAAUUCUGUACUCUCUCA